CUAAAUCAACCAAAUGCAGUUUGGUUUUCCAUAUGUAAAAACAUAUCCAAAUGUGGAAACCUUGGUGUUCUAAGUAGUGUGUCCAAUUACUGUUAGACAUUUUGCUUCCUUAAAUCUGAAAGAAUCAGUGAGAGCGGCUGCUGAGGUAGGGGGAAGAGACUUUUAUUAUGAUAGACCAGCUGUCGGCGGAAAUAAGAUGCAUGUAGUAUAUAUGGCUGACUGUGUUGAGUAGAAGGGUUUGUGGCUGGUUAUUACCUGUUUAUUUAUGUUAAUAUAAACCUAAUUUUAAAUCAUUAGGCCCAGAUAUCUUAAAAGUUAAGCCUUAAAUCAUUUUAAUCUUUUUGUGAUACUGUCGUAUCCAGACCCAUUUAACAUCAGAUGGAUCUGGGAUCGGUAUAUCAGUUUCGCUGUAACGUUAAAUGAACCCAAUCACAACCUUGACAUCCAGUAAUCGGUAAUGUCAGGUCAGUUGUGUCAGAAGUGUAAUCCAAUGUUUUUUUUCUGAAUAUCGUGGAUAGUAGUGCUACCAAUACUUUUCCCCGACACCGAGGACAAACGUUGAACGUGUAGUUGUCGCCUAUCGUUUCCCACUGCGACUUUCGUCAGCAGUCAGAAAAUGUCUAAAAUUGAAAGGCUGAAUGCGCGGGUCUCUAAACUGCUGACGGCAGCGGUCCACGAAGUCCUGGAGGUGGUGAAGGAUACGGUGUCGGAGUACCAGGAGAAAACCGCCAGAACUCAGAGGGAGAACGAAAGACUACAGAGGAAACUCCAGGAACAACAGCACAAGUUUGACCGAGAAUUGGCACGCCUAUCCAGAUCAAGUCCUCCAAGGCAGAUUGGCCAAUCAGAGCAGUCUAAAUGCUCCAGUAAAGAGCUUCAGAUCUCCAAGGGAACGGACAAGCCAGAGCUAAAGGUGGAGUCCAGAGCGACUCUUGCAGACGAGGUGAAGAAUCAUCUGGACUCAAAGGCAGAAUCCCCGGCCAGCGUUGAGCAGGUGUUCACAAACUGCAGUGAACUGGCUUCAUGUAUCUCCCUGGUGGAGACAGAAGAUUCACAAUCUGGGAACUCUGAAGACGGCUCAGCACAUGUAGAAAGCGUCCUGUUCCCCCAUGGGCUCUCACUGGAUAACCCCAACACACCCAUUCAGCAAGGCAUACCAACAGACAUUAAUAUCAUCAAAGCAGAGCCUGAACUUCUGGAAUAUUCCCUUUCCCCGCAGCCAGUGCCCCAGAACUCGGUGUACGACAACGAGGAGCCCAACCUAGACCCUAACUCCAGCACAGCCCCGAGUGACGUCCAGUUAGGCCUCCACUCGCCCAGAGCUGAUGUUGCGGACGAGGUGCACUACAUCCACUCCGACACGCUCAACGCCUUCGUGGAGUCGUUUCCGUUCGAGAGGACCCAGGGGCUGGCAGCUGAGGCAUGGACCCAGCAGCAGCAGCAACAGCAACAACAGCAACAACAACAGCAACAACAGCAGCAACCACAGCAGCUACCGCAGCAGCGGCAGCAUCAACAGCAGCGGCACCAUCAACAGCAGCGGCAGCAUCAACAGCAGCGGCAGCGGGAGCAUCCACAGCGCCUCUUAGGCCGAGAGGAGAACCAUCAAUGCCUGCUGUGUGGGAAGACAUUCAGUCGCAUGGACAACCUGCGCAUCCACCUGCGCUGCCACACGGGCGAGAAGCCGUACACCUGCGGCCACUGCGGUCGACGCUUCAGCCACGCCGGAAACCUCCAGAAGCACAAGCGCGUGCACACCGGGGAGCGGCCGUACGGAUGCCAUCAGUGCGGCAAGAUGUUCAGCCAGUCCACCCACCUCAAGAAGCACCAGAGGAUCCACAGCUUCCGCCACCUCAGUGUGGGAUGAGGGGGCAUGUGAUUGGUUGGAAGCCAGAAACAGGAAGUGUGUGGGCUGAAGGGCACGUGAUUGGGUGGGAGCCAGACAUUACAGGGGGAGACAAAACACAUGGACGGAUGGGAGAAUUUGUAAUGCUAAACACUGAUCAAAUCAGCCAUGAAAAAUAAAGUCUUUUUUUUUUAACAUCUCCAAAUGUGAAAACCUAAUUCAUUUAUUGUUGUUUAUCCAAGUGCUGUUAGAAAUUCAUUAACCUGCAGGUAUUUACAUGGUGCAUUGAUUUAACACGGGUUUCCUGAUGUGCUCCACACUGUAUAUAAUUAUCAAGCUGGGUAGAAUACUACCAAAUUCAGUGUAACAUUAAAGGAGUGGUUUGCAACUCUGCUGUAAGGUUGUUGAUAUUUGAGCUCAUCAGCCAAUCAAAUUACACCCUUCCCUUGUGUGCUUCUGAAGCAGUUUGUUGAUUGUCAGGAAUUGUUUAUGGCUUGGUCCAUUUACAGA
Clupea harengus (Atlantic herring) is the source of this 2356-nucleotide messenger RNA. RefSeq lists its product as uncharacterized. Gene Ontology annotation, cellular component: nucleus. The record is from RefSeq and is a predicted model, not a curated record. Gene Ontology annotation, biological process: regulation of gene expression. Lineage: Eukaryota; Metazoa; Chordata; Actinopteri; Clupeiformes; Clupeidae.